Molecule: messenger RNA, 1571 nt
Organism: Scatophagus argus
Lineage: Eukaryota; Metazoa; Chordata; Actinopteri; Scatophagidae
Product: aldo-keto reductase family 1 member B1-like
Exons: 10
Coding region: 270-1250 (326 amino acids)
Cellular component (GO): cytosol
Molecular function (GO): aldose reductase (NADPH) activity
Source: RefSeq, a predicted model, not a curated record
GUACUUUGUGUGUUGUCCAAUAAUUAACCACUGCACUGAUAAGACGAGAAGAGGGACAGAAAGAAAGAGUGAGAGGGGAAGAAAGAGGAGAGACAGCAGGAAAGACACACAUGAAACAGAGAUAUAAACUCAGCAAGGAAAAAGGACGUUGACUCAGCAGCUGCACUUUGAGGGGGAAAAAGAGGAAGAGGAAAGCUCUGACAGUGUGCUGGUGUGUGCAGCAAGUGUGUGCUGAGGCUCUCAUUUUGCUUUUCUUCUGCAGUGGUUAAAUGUACUCCAUGGAGGACACACAGGUGGCCAGGACCAUAGAGCUGAAUGAUGGCACACGAAUGCCAGUUUUGGGUCUGGGGACAUGGAAGUCCUCCCAUCUUCCCCACACCUCAGCCCAGGGUGCAGUAGAAACUGCGAUUGCAGCUGGCUACCGCCACAUAGACACCGCUUACAGUUACGGCAAUGAGACUGAUAUUGGCAAGGCUCUGCAAUGCAAGAUGCAGCAGGGCAUCAUCAGACGCCAGGACAUGUUCAUUGUCAGUAAGCUGUGGUGCACCCAUCAUGCCCCUGAGGACAUCCCUGUGUGCCUGAACAAGUCCCUGAAUGAUCUCCAGUUGGACUACCUGGAUCUUUACCUUGUGCAUUUCCCUGUUGGCUUCAAGAAAAUGGGUGAUGAGCUUUUCCCAAAGAAGGAUGGAAAAAUACUGACCUCUGACAUAGACUAUAUAGAUGUGUGGAGGGGGAUGGAAGCCCUGCAAGCCUCAGGGAAGGUGAAGAGCAUCGGCGUGUCCAACUUCAGCAUCCUGCAGCUGGAGAGACUUCUUGCUGUGUGCAGGGUGCCUCCUGCUGUCAAUCAGGUGGAGCUGCACCCCUAUUUUGUGCAGAAAGAGAUGAUAGAGUUCUGUAAAUCCAAGAACAUUGCCCUGACUGCCUACAGCCCCUUUGGCUCACCUGAGAGGCCCCCAGAGCUGAUCAAAGGAGACACUGAUCCACAUAAGAUACUGGAGGACCCAGUCGUAGCAGAUAUAGCCAAGAAGCACAAACGUAGCCCUGCACAGGUGUUGCUGAGGUACCAUGUACAGCAGGGUAUUGCAGUCAUCCCUAAGAGUGACAAGCCUCAUCACAUUCUUGAAAACACAAAGAUCUUUGACUUCAGCCUGACUGAAGAAGACAUGGGAGCGCUGAGAGGACUGGACCGAGGGUGGAAAGCCGAUGAGCUUGAUGAAAUCAAGUCUCAUCCGUACUACCCCUUCGUGUGAGGCUGCCAGCGGAGUGGAGGGAAAAGACAGCAAACUGCAUUUACUAAUACCAUAAACAUCAACCAGACUUCAGCUUCAUGCAGGCUACCUACAGUAUCAAACAAUGUAAUUUAACAUUGACUUGUUUACCUAAUAAUGAUGAAAUGUGAAGGUGAAGACAAAUAUGAAGACUAUGAAGAAGACUCUGUCUUCGACUAUGAAUGUAAUAAAUGUGAUGAACAAAUUCCAGGACAUUCAUAAGCUCUUUUCUAUUUUGUCAAAAACUGAUGGAAAGCUUACUUUUUAAAUGCCUUUCUAUUUUGAAUAAAAUACUAUAUGUUU